Ramularia collo-cygni is the source of this 2028-nucleotide messenger RNA. Its product is annotated as related to permease of the major facilitator superfamily. Gene Ontology annotation, molecular function: transmembrane transporter activity. The record is from RefSeq and is a predicted model, not a curated record. Gene Ontology annotation, biological process: transmembrane transport. The coding region runs from base 1 to 2028 and encodes 675 amino acids. The transcript has a single exon. NCBI's taxonomy places the organism in Eukaryota, Fungi, Ascomycota, Dothideomycetes, Mycosphaerellales, Mycosphaerellaceae.
AUGCCACCCCACUCGCGAUCCACGUCGACCUCACGAGGCGGUCCCGCCGGCCUGGGACCCCAUCAACGUUCGAAUUCGAGAAACGUUCGUCGUCCACAGGUGGAGAGGCAUUCCAGUGCCGAAACCUCCCACGACGAUCCCUACUUCCACCCUACCACCACCACCAAUACUUCCACCACCACCACUCCACUCGUGCAGACCGAGUGGAAUUCCGCCAGUAUAGAGACUGGCAAUGGCAGCGCGCAUCCUCGUCGACGCUCUUCCGCAGCGCAGAUGCCCAUGCUCUCCGCCAUCCCAUCCAGCCCGGAUGCUUCUCCCAUUGCAGAACAUCCCAUGACCACCUACCCCCCAUCCAAACCCCCGCCGACACCGACAUGGAUCAACAUACCCAACAAGAUUCAGCUGGCCAUCUUGGCCCUCUCACGAUUCGUGGAUUUCUUUCAAAUGGCGGCAUUGCAGGUGUUUAUGGUGCAUCAGUUAAAGAGCUUUGAUCCGGAAUUGUCCGAAGUGGUCAUCUCACAUCAAGCGGGUGUCUUGCAGGGUUCCUUCACCGCGGCGCAGAUUGUGACGAGUAUCUUGUGGGGAAGAGCGGCGGAUCAGCCCAUGUUGGGGAGGAAGACGGUGUUGAUGAUUGGGUUGGUGGGGACGGGAUUUGGAUGUAUUGGGUUGGCGUUUAGCACGACAUAUCCACAGGCCGUCUUUUGGAGGUUGAUGAGUGGUGCUAUCAAUGGAACGGUGGGAUCUGCGAGAACCAUGGUGGCGGAAGUCACGCCCAAACCAUGGCAUCCGAGAGCUUUCUUGCUGCUACCUGCUGCUUUCAAUGUUGCCAACGUGGCUGGACCAAUCUUGGCUGGAUUGCUGGUCGAUCCGGUGGUGAACCUCCCUACUURGUUUGGGAAGGGGAGUACUUUUGGAGGUGUAGAGGGUGUGGGAUGGAUGGCGAGAUAUCCUUACGCAGCGGCGAAUCUCCUGAGCACCAUCCUUCUCUUCGCAGAGGCGGCGUUGGUGUACUACGGAUUGGAGGAGACUUUGAAAGGGAGCAGGCCGUUGGACGUGACCAAGAUGGAUCCAAUCGGAUUUGUGCGAUCAACAUACCAGCAAAUACUCCAAGCCAAGGAGCAAGGAUAUAGAAGACUACAGCAAACACAACGACAGGGACUGCUCUCCGGUCACGAACGUGGAUCCGUAGAGAUGGACCGUCUGACAAAUUCGGGGGAGAAGGAACAACAUCGAGCAAUCCAACGGCUCCCCUUUCGGAGGAUAUGGACGUCCAACGUGUUGUGGACGUUGGUGAGCAUCGCCAUCUUUGACUUUCACAUGGGAGCCUUUGCCAACCUAUGGAUCCUCUUCCUCGCUACUCCUCGACAAUUCGUCCCGCAGAAUCCCAUCCGAGACGACCUCCACUCACGCAGCAUGUUUAAAUUCUCCUCCGGCCUAGCAUUUCCCCCACCCACCAUCGGCUUCGCAAUGGCGACCAUUGGCUUUAUUGGUGUCGCUUUGCAAUUCCUCCUCUAUCCCUGGGCCAACUCUCGCUUUGGUUUGAUGCGAUGUUUCCGUKGCUCCCUCUUCCUCUUUCCUCUGGCCUACUUCCUCGCCCCCUAUCUCGCCCUCCUCCCCUCCCUCAGUCCCUCUCCGGAACCCGCCAGCGGUCCCAUUAUCUGGUUGGGCAUAUCCUUUGUCGUCUUCUUACAAGUCGCCGCCCGAACGUUUGCUCUGCCCGCCAGUAUCAUCCUCUUGAAUAAUAGUUCCCCACAUCCGAGUGUCUUGGCGACCAUUCACGGAAUUGGAAAUGCUUGCUCGGCCACCUUUCGCACUCUCGGCCCCAUUCUCGCGGGUAUGUGGCAUGGGAUUUGGAGGGAGAGGGGAGUGGUGGGGAUGAGUUGGUGGAUUGUGGCGUGUGUGGCCGGGGUCGGGUGUGUGGCGAGUUUUAAAGUGAGGAAUGGGAGUGGGCAUGAGAUUUUCUUACCAGGCGAGGAGGAGGAGGAAAAGGUUCAUGAUGCUGUUGGGGGGAGUGGGGAUGGCAGGUGA